GAUGUGUGUCUUGCACUUCUUCAUCAGAAUUCUAAAAUUCGGGAGGCAUCUAAGGUUGCCCUGCUGUUGCCUGAUAUCAUGAAACUGAUCUGUGCUUUGGCGGCUCAUCGGAAAUUUGCUGCUCUGUUUGUGGACCGUGGGGGCAUGCAAAAAUUGCUUGCAGUUCCAAGAAUGGCUCAAACUUAUUUUGGACUUUCUUCCUGCCUAUUCACUAUUGGUUCUUUGCAGGGAAUUAUGGAACGGGUCUGUGCUCUUCCAUCAGACGUGGUCUAUCAUGUGGUUGAAUUGGCUCUCCAACUAGUUGACUGCUCCCAAGACCAAGCCCGGAAGAAUGCAGCAUUGUUUUUUGCUGCUGCAUUUGUCUUUAGAGCAGUUCUUGAUGCUUUUGAUGCUCAGGAUGGAUUGCAGAAGUUACUGGGCCUUCUAAAUGAUGCUGCUGCUGUAAGAUCAGGCGUAAAUUCUGGGGCCUUGAGCCUCUCAAGUGGAUCAUUUCGAAAUGAUCGAUCACCUGCAGAAGUCCUGACAUCAUCUGAGAAGCAGAUAGCUUAUCACACUUGUGUUGCUUUGCGGCAAUAUUUUAGAGCACAUCUUCUUUUACUGGUGGAUUCCAUUCGCCCAAACAAAAGCAAUCGUAGUGCUGCUAGGAAUAUUCCAAGUGCAAGAGCAGCAUACAAGCCACUGGACAUUAGUAAUGAGGCAAUUGAUGCAGUAUUCCUGCAACUACAGAAAGAUCGGAAGCUAGGUCCUGCAUUUGUUAGAACACGUUGGCCUGCGGUUGAGAAGUUCUUGGCAUAUAAUGGGCAUGCUACGAUGCUGGAGUUGUGUCAGGCUCCACCUGUGGAACGAUAUUUGCAUGAUUUGCUUCAAUAUGCAUUGGGUGUCCUGCACAUCGUUACACUGGUACCCAGCAGUCGCAAGAUGAUUGUGAACACAACAUUAAGCAAUAAUCGUGUUGGCAUAGCAGUCAUUUUGGAUGCAGCAAACAUUGCUACUAGUCAUGUGGACCCUGAGAUUAUUCAGCCUGCAUUGAGUGUGUUAGUUAAUCUUGUUUGUCCUCCACCAUCAAUCAGCAAUAAGCCACCUCUAAUUGCACAAGGUCAGCAGUCAGCUUCUACCCAGACCACAAGUGGUCCUCCUACGGAGACAAGAGACAGAAACAAUGAGCGUAACAUCUCAGACAGAGCUGUUCAUAUUUCUAACCAGACUGAUCAAAGGGAGCAGAAUGGAGAAUCUGGUGUUAUGGAUCGAGUUAGUGCUGCCACAGCUACUACACAGAUUGCUAACACCACCCCACAAACUCCUGGUGCCACUGCAACUUCAGGAUUGGUUGGCGACCGUAGAAUAUCUCUGGGUGCUGGAGCAGGCUGUGCUGGUCUGGCUGCCCAACUGGAACAAGGAUAUCGUCAAGCCAGAGAGGCUGUCCGCUCUAAUAAUGGAAUUAAAGUCCUGCUGCAUCUCCUCCAACCACGUAUAUAUUCACCUCCUGCUGCUUUAGACUGCCUCCGUGCUCUAGCAUGUCGAGUCCUACUUGGUUUAGCCAGAGAUGAUACUAUUGCACACAUAUUGACGAAGCUUCAGGUAGGGAAAAAGCUAUCUGAACUGAUAAGAGAUUCAGGCAGUCAGACACCUGGUACAGAACAGGGAAGGUGGCAAACUGAACUUUCCCAGGCUGCAAUUGAGCUAAUUGGGAUUGUGACCAACUCAGGUCGUGCUAGUACGUUAGCAGCUACUGAUGCAGCUACUCCUACAUUAAGGCGUAUUGAAAGAGCAGCAAUAGCUGCUGCCACUCCUAUUACUUACCAUUCUAGGGAACUUUUGCUCCUAAUUCAUGAGCACCUGCAAGCAUCUGGGUUGUCCCUAACUGCCUCUACAUUGCUUAAAGAGGCUCAGUUGAAUCCUUUGCCAUCGUUGGUUGCUCCGUCAUCUCUUGCACAAGCAGCCACCUCACAGGAAGCUACUUCAAUACAACUUAGUUGGCCCUCUGGCCGGACUCAGUCUGGAUUUCUCACUAGCAAAUUAAAGCAUAAUGCAAAGGAUGAGGAUUCCAGCAUGAAGCAAGAUUCAGCCAUCUCUUCUAAGAAAAAGACACUGACUUUCUCAUCUUCUUUUGGCCUACAUUCAAGACAUCAAUCUGUUGAUUCUCAGCAGUCACUAGUAAGAAGAGGAUUGACUACUGGGAAGGAGCUUUCUGAAUCUUCAAGUUCAUUAGAAACUCCCUCAGAACCUUCAAUGAAACAUAACAUUGAUGGAGAGUCUCAGUAUAAGACCCCGAUAAUCUUGCCUAUGAAACGCAAGUUACCUGAUUUGAAGGAUAUAGGAGUAUUGUCAUCAUCUGGAAAGCGACUAAAUGCUGGGGAUCAAGGACUUCGAUCACCUAUUUGUCCAACUCCAAGUACGACCCGUAAAAGCAGCCUGCAGAAUGAUGCUGUUGGGUUUUUUACUCCAAGUUCCACCCUGAGAAGCCAACAAGGGCGAUGCAUAGGUGAGUAUGUGGAUGAAGGCCAAUUAAACAGCUCAAAUCCUGGUCAAGUAACACCAUCCUCCCAAAUAUCAAGUGACCAGCCUAACAAUCAAGAGCGUUUAACAUUAGACUCUCUAGUAGUUCAGUAUUUGAAACAUCAGCAUCGCCAAUGCCCAGCUCCUAUUACCACUCUUCCUCCACUAUCUCUUUUGCAUCCACAUGUCUGUCCUGAACCAAAGCGAAGCCUUGAUGCCCCAUCUAAUGUGACUGCUCGGCUUGCUACGCGUGAAUUGAAGCAUACGUAUGGAGGAGUGCAUGGGAAUCGUAGGGACCGACAAUUUGUUUAUAGCAGGUUUAGGCCAUGGCGUACAUGUCGGGAUGAUGCUGGUGCAUUAUUGACAUGCAUUACUUUUAUUGGGGACUCAUCACGGAUUGCUGUUGGGAGCCACAAUGGUGAGCUCAAAAUAUUUGACUCCAACAAUAAUAAUGUGGUGGAGACCUUUACAUCUCAUCAGUCUCCUUUGACACUUGUCCAAUCUUUUGUUUCGGGAGAGACUCAACUAUUGCUUUCUUCAAGCUCCCAAGAUGUGAGGCUGUGGGAUGCAUCAGCAAUAGCAAUGGAUCCUACCCAUUCAUUUGAUGGGUGCAAAGCUGCCAGGUUUAGCAAUAGUGGCAAUGUUUUUGCUGCCUUGUCAUCAGAGUCUGCUCGACGGGAAAUCCUCUUGUAUGAUAUUCAAACUGCUCAAUUAGAGUCAAAGCUAUCAGAUACAUUCGCAAAUUCAACAGGAAGGGGUCAUGUCUAUUCCAUGAUACAUUUUAGUCCUUCUGACUCAAUGCUGCUUUGGAAUGGUGUCUUAUGGGAUCGGCGGGCCCCUGGGCCUGUUCAUCGCUUUGAUCAGUUCACAGACUAUGGGGGCGGGGGCUUCCAUCCUGCUGGAAAUGAGGUUAUUAUAAACUCAGAAGUCUGGGAUUUGCGUAAAUUCAGAUUGCUACGAAGUGUGCCUUCUUUAGAUCAAACAGCAAUAACAUUCAAUGGACGUGGUGAUGUAAUUUAUGCAAUCCUAAGGCGAAAUAUUGAGGAUGUAAUGUCAGCAGUCCAUACGCGUCGGGUCAAACAUAAUCUUUUUUCAGCUUUCCGCACUGUGGAUGCGGUCAAUUAUUCUGAUAUUGCUACCAUUCAAGUGGAUCGCUGCGUGCUUGAUUUUGCAACUGAGCCAACUGAUUCAUUUGUUGGGUUGAUUACAAUGGAUGAUCAAGAUGAGAUGUUUGCAUCUGCCAGGAUCUAUGAAAUUGGCAGGAGGAGACCUACUGACGAUGAUUCUGAUCCUGAUGAUGCUGAAAGUGAGGAGGAAGACGAUGAUGACGACGAUGAUGACGAUGCAAAUGUGGAUCCUUUACUUGGCCCUGGACUUGGUGGGGAAAGUGAGAGUGAUGCUGAUGACUUGAGCAACGAUGAAGAUGAUGAUAGUAUAACAGAUCUUGACAAUGACGACGAUGAUGGGGAUUUCAUUAUGGAUGAUUUAGACUUUGAUGGAGGAACUGGAAUUUUGGAGAUUGUGACAGAAGGCGAUGAGGAUGAUGAUGAUGAUAGUCAAGUACUUGAAUCCUUAAGUAGCGGUGAAGAGGAUUUUGUUGGUAAUGGCUUUGGUUAUUAGCAGUGUUCUAAGUGGAAAGAUUUGUUCUGGUGGGCUUGGGAGGCUGUAAUGUUUAUUUCCCUCUAAUUAAAUUCAUUUUAGGGCGAUAGAAUUUUC
Messenger RNA from Neltuma alba, 4212 nucleotides. Its product is annotated as DDB1- and CUL4-associated factor homolog 1-like. NCBI's taxonomy places the organism in Eukaryota, Viridiplantae, Streptophyta, Magnoliopsida, Fabales, Fabaceae. The record is from RefSeq and is a predicted model, not a curated record. Gene Ontology annotation, cellular component: nucleus; Cul4-RING E3 ubiquitin ligase complex. Gene Ontology annotation, molecular function: protein binding. Gene Ontology annotation, biological process: protein ubiquitination.